Messenger RNA from Mesocricetus auratus (golden hamster), 820 nucleotides. RefSeq names its product cornifin-B. The coding region runs from base 99 to 536 and encodes 145 amino acids. Lineage: Eukaryota; Metazoa; Chordata; Mammalia; Rodentia; Cricetidae. The transcript is spliced from 2 exons. The record is from RefSeq and is a predicted model, not a curated record.
UUCGCUCUAUAAAAAGCCAGCAUGAAGAGGAUCCUGCACCAAAUCCCAGCAGCCACACUGCCUCUUCUCUGUAUACCAGGUCCGGCCAUCUUUGGAACAUGAGUUCACAUCAGCAGAAGCAGCCCUGCACAGAACUUCCUCAGCUGCAUGAGCAGCAAGUGAAACAACCUUGCCAGCCACCACCUCAGGAGCCAUGUGUCUCCCAAAUCAAAGAGCCCUAUGACACCAAGGUUCCUGAGCCCAGCUACCCUAAGGCACCUGAGCCCUGCCACACUAAGGUUCCUGAGCCCAGCCACCCCAAGGCUCCUGAGCCCUGCCACCCCAAGGCUCCUGAACCUAGCCACCCAAAGGCUCCUGAGCCCUGCCACCCCAAGGCUCCUGAACCCAGCCACCCCAAGGCUCCUGAGCCUUGCCACCCCAAGGCUCCUGAACCCAGCCACCCAAAGGCUCCUGAGCCCUGCCACCCUAAGGUUCCUGAGCCCUGCCCCUCAACUGUCACUCCAGUCCUAGCCCAACAGAAGACAAAGCAAAAGUAAUGUAGUCCAAACUGUGCCUUGGAGAGAUGACCACCACGUGGUUGCUGAAUUUCUGUUUGAGCAUACCAUGCCUUUACCUCACUGUCUCGCCUCUCAUUUAUAUCUUAAAAUGAGGUACUACAAAGAUUUUUUUAGCCUGUAAAUGUGGGGCAUCUGAGUCUCUGAAUUCAACUGAGAACUUUGUUCCUGAGCUUGUGUGUCCACUGAAAACACUUCUGAAGAGGGACCAAGUUAAGAGUGAUUCAGUUCUGUUAUGUCCCCAUUAAAUUUCCUUCCACGCCUAA